CCAAGGUGGAGUUCAUUCCAUCGACGCAGUUGGCCGUGACUAGACGUCAAUUGAAUGUUCGCGUUUUGUUUUUUGCAUAUUCCCAGCUCUCUAGUGUUCGAUUGAACCUAAGUUGUGAUCCUGUGCAGAUUCGAAAACGGCCCAUUGCGACAAUGGCCGACGAGAAGAAGAAAAAGGAGGAGAAGGAAGAUCCGUGCGCUGCAUUCGUCGGGAGUUACGUCCUGAAGACGAUGCGGCUCAAAGACGAAAAGUGGCAGAAGCUAAUGGGAAACGAAGAACUGAAGGUGAUCGUUAUGGAGUGGGUCAAACGGGCCAACGUCCGACGGCUUAUCGUGACGCUGAACAAUGCCGGAGCGUUGAUUCCGACGCACUUUUUUCCUGCAACUGGGAAGGGUAAAAGGUGCUUCUUCAUCAAGAUCAAGGAAACGAUACUGGACAUUGACUGCAUCCGUGAGCAAAUCAUGUACGGUGACCUGUCGGCGAACCCGAUCGAUGACCUUGCCGCAAUAGUGGACGGAAUCUUCUACCCGAUUAUCAGCAACCCGCGGAAUCAGGAAGGCUGGCCGGACGUAAUCAAGAAGGAUGUGGACAGCCACUUCCAGGACCUGCGGAACAUUAUUACAGAGGUGAAGGGUAACAUCAUUAAUCAAACGCUGCUACCGAUGCCCAUUUCGAUCGGAGAAGUGGAAAGCGUCGGUCUGCAAGUUGCCGAAGGAAACCUUGACGGCUGCACUCUGAAGAUGAAGAAUUCGCUCGAGGGCAUCGUCAUCAAGUGGGCCUACCAGAUCAACGACGUUCUCAAGGAGGAUUCGUUCAGCAUUUUCAAAGAUGGUCAUCAGCCUUCACCGUUGGAGGAGUUGAGCUUCUGGGAUGCUCGGCGAGACAAUUUGCGAAACAUUUACUCACAGCUGCUUGAGCCCCGGGUUCGUCAUAUUGGCGUCAUACUGGAAGGGAUCGAUUCGGUGUACUAUUCGUCUUUCAAGAGCACCUUCCAAAGCGUAGUCCAGGCUGUUCACGAGGCGGAUGACAUCACUCUGUACCUGAAACCAUUGAGAAAGCACUUCGAAACGUUUGAGAGCACCGAGUUCACUGAUUCGCUGGAACUGAUUGCACCGAUGCUGCACUGUGUCUGCCUUAUGUGGGCCCACUCGUUCUACUACGGAAGCAAUGCCCGAAUGAUGAUUCUGUUCAAGAUGAUCAGCAAUAUGAUGAUCGCUGAGGCGUCCAAAUGCCUGGACCCGGGUUCACUGUUCCAGGGCGAACCAGAUGAAUGCCUGGUGAAAAUCAACAACGUUAUUGACAUUCUGAUUUACUACAAAGAACAAUUUCACGACUUUCGAUCACGUCUGGAGAGCUUCCGGCAGCCCAGUACCCAACCAAGCUAUUGGACGUUCCGCUUGCAAACGAUUUUCGAUCGGUUGGAUUCAUUUCUCGCACGUCUAGAGCAGAUCAAGCAAAUCUUCUACACUGCUACCGAGUUUCGUAAAUUGGAGAAGGUCGAAAUCGGAGGUCUUCGCGGUCGAGCUAUCAGCCGGAAGAUUCAGGACGUCUACGAUGACUUCAACAAGCUGUAUCUUCGUUGGGGCAUGAUACAGUACGAUCCGCUGGAUCCAGACCCAAAAGAGGGCAGCUUCGAACACGAUCGGGCCAAGUACCAGACUAAAACUGAUGUUCUGGAGCGAAAGUUAGCGGCCCAGUUUGUCCUCGCAUUCGAUGAAUGCUUCAACGUUGAUCAGCUGAUGAAAUUGGUAACAAUCGCCGGUACGCUUUUGAACAGACCGCUGAUUUUGCCGGACAUUCAUCGGAAGAUCGACAAUAUCGUGCAUUUGUACAACAACGAUCUGAACAUUGUGAAACGGAUUUUCGACGAAGGAUGCGAAGCGUACGCGAAGCAUGGACUAGAGGGGCUUCCCAUCGACACGGCUUUUCCACCGGUGGCAGGAGCUAUCCUCUGGGUCCACAAGCUGCGCGAUCGCAUCACAAAGCCUAUCAACGAUCUCAGCAUGGUGGAGUUUCCACUAUUUCAAGGAGAAGACGCUGACAUCGUGAUGAAGAACUACAACGAAAUGAUGAAGCUGCUGGAGCAAUUUGAGUCCAAGAUGUUCAAAGACUGGAGCUCGGGUGUGUCUAAGAAGAUUGAAGUGCACAUGAAAAAGGCUUUGCUGAUUCGCAAGGCCGAUCGACUACUGGAAAUGAACUUCAACCACGUGCUGGUGAUGAUCCUGCUGGAAAUUCGCUAUAUGAAACGGAUGGGCCUUCCGAACAUCCCUCAGAAGGCGUUGGAUUUUUCCGAUCUUGAAGAAGAUCUCUGGCAAGCCCGUAUGAAACUGAUGAGAAUCGUCGAAUGGUACAACGAGAUUCUGGAAAACUGCGUCCUGUGCGAAAAAGAACUCAUCCACAAAGAAAUUGACGAAGUCGACAAGAUAAUCGAGCAAGCCUGCGCGGGCGGAAUCGAUUGGGUCAACUAUGAACCCCAAUUCAUCGAACAUUUCUACGAGAAGUUGAAGAACUUGCAUUCGCGAGUGCUGAAGGCACAGAACAACAUCAAAAAGAUUCUCGAUAGUAUUCGAAGCUGGGGACAGGUACCCCUGUACCAACGCAAGGACGGAAACAAGGAACUUCUGCUGGAUAUAGAUGAUCGUCCCGGAAAAGUGCAACGCCGUCUGCAGGACUGUUUCGACACCAAAAAAUUGAUCGACGUGGCCAUGGAACAGAAUUUCCGUUACUACUUCGACUUCUACGUUGAAUCUGAAGAAAAGAUCUCGGAGAUUUCAGUCAAAGCUAAAGGCACUGAUGAGUCGCUCUCGAUCAAAAAGGAACCAUCCGAAGAGAAAAUCCCCGAUGAGGAAGGAGAAGCUUCUCAGACUGAUACUCUCGAAGAGGUCUCUUCAUUGGAACACUCAGAAUUGGAGCGAACCGCUUCUCAGUUGGCUCUGUUUCGACCCUAUCAGGAAUACGUUGACUCAUUGGUAUCCAAGGAAAUUAUGGAAUCCAUUCAUACCAGUGUUAAGUACAUCAAGUCAGAGAUGGAGAACCGAUCGGGUUACGAUGCUCCACUGUUUGAAAUCAAGUACGAAUUGUGUCCUCCGAAGACUCGCUUCGUGCCUACAUUGGACGCUUUCGAUCCCAAUGGAUUUUUGGCUUUGGUAGAGGGGCUGAUGAUAGACAUCUAUUGUAUGAGCACUACUCCGAGAGUUGCUCAACCACCGGAAGCUGAACGAACCGACGAGAAUGGCGAAGUCAAAUUGUCCACCUAUUUAGAACACCUGGAGAACCAAAAUGAAAUCGAACAGAUGAAGGAUUCGAUUAUAAACCGGGUGAUCCAAACUAUCCGGGAAGCUGAGGAGUACACCCAACGAUUCGACGACUACAACUACCUUUGGUUGGACGACAAGGAAAGCGUUCUGGAGCAGUUUUUGAAAUACGGCCGACCUCUGACGUCAGACGAAAUGGAGAUGCUACGAUCCGCCGACACUCCGCUUCGCGAAGUUGCACCCACACUGGACCAGUUCAAGAUGCAAAUCGACAGCUAUUACGAUCUGUACGACAAGGUAUUCGCUACCAUGAACAUUUCCGUAAGCUUCGAUGUCUGGCUGUCGAUAGAUUUGCGCCACUUCAAAACCGUGCUGCUGAUCGAAAUCAGCAAAUGGUCGAACCUGUACAAACAAAACCUGAUCGAUAAGGUCGUAGACAGUUUGCAGGAACUGGAUGAGUUCGCAAACGAAUGCGAUGAGAUAUUUGUUCUCGAAACCACCGAAGAAGAUUUCCCCACACUGCUAAAAAUCCUUUCUGCAUUAAACAAGCUGAAAGAGCGCGAGAACAUGUACGACAACAUGUUCGAACCGCUCAAGGCGACCGUCGAUCUUCUCAAGGGUUACAAUGUCGAGUUCAACGAGCUCGUCUACAAACGAUUUGCCGAACUGCCGGAGCGAUGGUUACACAUCAAGAAGACGGCAUCGAAAGUGCGCGAAAAGAUCGCCCCGGCGCAGACCUACCAGGUUGACCUGAUCAAGAAGCGAAUCACACUGUUCGACAUCCGUUCCAAGUUAUACAGGGAGGGCUUCAAGAAGCUGGCCUUCUUCAAGGUUCCCUGCGAGAAUGUGUACCAGAUGUGCAAUCAGGUCAACCUGGAGCUCAACAUCAUGGAGACGCAGAUGAAGAACCUCUGCGACUCGGCGGCACUGUUCGAGCUCAAUCCUCCGGAUGAUAACAAGCUCCGGCAGUGUCGGAAGGAGAUUCGAAUGGUCAAGCAGAUUUGGGAUUUUGUCUAUGCGGUGGAGUCUUGCGUGGGUGACUGGAAGAAAACGCCGUGGAAGAAGAUCGACGUAGAAGCGAUGGAAGUCGAGUGCAAGAACUAUGGCAAGCAAAUACGGCAGCUGGAUAAGGAGAUGCGCUCGUGGAAUCCCUAUCUGCACGUGGAGGCAGUGCUGAAGAAUUUGCUGACUUCGUUGCGGGCCAUUACGGAGCUGCAGAACCCGGCUAUCCGGGAGCGCCAUUGGAUAGAGCUGAUGCACGCUACGAAGCUGUUGAAAACUUAUGGAAGGGAAAUGUUGGUCCGUUUCCGGAUGGACGACUCGACGACCCUGGCCGACCUGCUGGAGCUUAACCUGCACAACUACGAGGAAGAGGUGAAGACCAUCGUCGACAAAUCGGUCAAGGAGAUGGGCAUGGAGAAAAUCCUACGGGAUCUGGGGGUGGCCUGGCGCGACCUGGAGUUCGAGUACGACGUGCACGAACGCACGGGUCUAAAACUGCUCAAAGUUUCCGAAGAGGUUAUCGAAAUGCUCGAAGAGAAUCAGGUGCAGCUACAGAACUUGAUGUCAUCGAAAUAUAUUGCCUUUUUCCUGUCGGAAGUUUCCAAGUGGCAACUGUCCCUGUCCAACGCAGAUCAGGUCAUCACGGCGUGGUUCGAGGUGCAGAGGAAGUGGAUGUAUUUGGAGAGCAUAUUCAUAGGCUCAGAGGAUAUUCGUAGCCAGCUGCCGGAAGACUCCAAGCGAUUCGACGGGAUUGAUAGAGAGUUCAAAAAGCUGUUGGCCGAGGUGACAGCAAGUCCGAACAUUGUGAAGGCUACGAACAAGGAUGGGUUGUGCGACAAGUUGGAAGGAUUGCUAGCUGAGUUGGUGCUCUGCGAAAAGGCAUUGAACGAUUAUCUGGAAACUAAGCGAUUGGCGUAUCCCAGGUUCUACUUUGUAUCGUCCGCUGACUUGCUGGAUAUUCUGUCCAACGGUAACCAACCGGAACUGGUGGCGAAGCAUUUGACAAAACUGUACGAUUCUCUCGCCAAGUUGGUGUUUUCUAAAUUAUCAAAGAAGAGUGCCGUUGGAAUGAUAUCCAAAGAGAACGAGGAGUACGUAGCCUUCAAGGAAAACUGUGACUGCAGUGGAAAGGUCGAGAUCUGGCUAAACCGCGUUACGGAUUCUAUGCGAGUCACACUUCACGAUCUGUUUGAGAAAUCUGUUAAUGCGUACGAAGACAAACCUCGAGAUCAGUGGGUCUUCGACUGGCCCGCUCAGCCGGCUCUUUGUGCGACGCAGAUCUGGUGGACUACGGAGGUCAACGUGGCAUUCGCCAGACUUGAAGAAGGUUACGAAAACGCUCUCAAGGACUAUCAGAAGAAACAGAUCAUCCAACUGAAUGCCCUAAUUGUACUGCUGUGCGGCGAUCUCAGUCAAGGCGAUCGCCAAAAGAUCAUGACUAUCUGUACGAUCGACGUCCACUCGCGAGACGUUGUGGCCAAAAUGAUCACGCAGAAGGUCGAAACCGGACAAGCGUUCCAAUGGCAAAGUCAGCUUCGACACCGCUGGGAUACGAAUCUGAGCGAUUGCUACGCAAACAUAUGUGACGCCCAGUUCCGCUAUGAUUACGAAUACCUCGGAAACACGCCUCGCUUGGUCAUCACUCCUCUGACCGAUCGGUGUUACAUCACUUUGACUCAGUCCCUUCACCUGAUAAUGGGUGGUGCGCCGGCGGGUCCAGCCGGAACGGGAAAAACCGAAACCACCAAGGAUCUGGGUCGGGCCCUUGGCAUUAUGGUGUACGUGUUCAACUGCUCCGAACAGAUGGACUACAAAUCGUGCGGCAACAUCUACAAGGGUUUGUCGCAGACCGGGGCCUGGGGAUGCUUCGACGAGUUCAACCGAAUCUCGGUCGAGGUCCUGUCGGUGGUGGCCGUCCAGGUGAAAUCGAUCCAGGAUGCAAUCAAGGGUGAACAAAAAUAUGCAACCCUUAGUGAUAUCAAGGGCAAGAAGGAGAAAUUCAAUUUUAUGGGCGAAAUCAUCUCACUCAUCCCGACGGUGGGCAUCUUCAUCACGAUGAACCCGGGUUACGCGGGCCGUACCGAGCUGCCGGAGAACCUGAAGGCCCUGUUCCGGCCGUGUGCCAUGGUGGUACCGGAUUUUGAACUGAUUUGCGAAAUCAUGCUGGUGGCGGAGGGCUUCCAAGAGGCGCGACUUUUGGCGCGGAAGUUCAUCACGUUGUACACGCUGUGCAAGGAGCUGCUAUCCAAGCAGGACCACUACGAUUGGGGUCUGAGGGCGAUUAAGUCGGUGCUGGUGGUGGCCGGUUCGCUGAAGAGAGGCGACCGAGAACGACCGGAGGAUCAGGUGUUGAUGCGAGCUUUGCGUGACUUCAACAUUCCGAAGAUUGUGACGGAUGACGUGCCGGUUUUCAUGGGACUGAUUGGAGAUCUGUUUCCGGCAUUGGAUGUACCCAGGAAGCGUUCUCCGGAUUUCGAACGGCUGAUUCGCAAAUCUGCUAUGGAAUUGAAGUUGCAACCGGAGGAUAGUUUCAUUCUGAAGGUGGUUCAGUUGGAAGAACUGUUUGCCGUACGUCACUCGGUAUUCAUCGUAGGGUUUGCGGGUACUGGCAAGAGUCAAGUCUGGAAGACCUUGUUCAAAACUUACCAGAACCAGAAGCGCAAGCCGCACUUCAAUGACUUGGAUCCAAAAGCUGUCACCAACGAUGAAUUGUUCGGAAUAAUCAAUCCAGCUACCAGGGAAUGGAAGGAUGGAUUGUUUUCAGUUAUCAUGCGUGACCAGGCAAACAUGGGUGGAACUGGACCCAAGUGGAUCGUGCUGGAUGGCGAUAUCGACCCUAUGUGGAUCGAAAGUUUGAACACCGUCAUGGAUGACAACAAGGUUUUGACUUUGGCCAGUAAUGAGCGUAUUGCAUUGACUAAGGAGAUGCGUUUGCUGUUCGAGAUUUCUAAUUUGAGAACAGCCACUCCGGCUACGGUGUCCAGAGCUGGUAUUUUGUACAUCAAUCCCCAGGAUCUCGGAUGGAAUCCAUUCGUCGCAUCGUGGAUUGACUCCCGAGAAACCCAAGCCGAGAAGUGUAUCCUGUCUGUCCUAUUCGAUAAAUACAUUCCACCGUUGAUCGAGGCGCAGAAACGCUUCAAGAAGAUCACUCCAAUAUCCGAAAUCGCAAUGAUACAGAUGACCUGCCAUCUACUGGACUGCUUGCUUACUCCACAAAACAUUCCACCUGACAGCCCCAAAGAGUGGUACGAAAUCUACUACGUGUUUGCCGUCAUUUGGGGUUUCGGAUCCUCUCUCUACCAAGAUCAGCUGGUGGAUUGGCGUAACGAGUUCCACAAGUGGUGGGUCAACGAAUUCAAAGUCAUCCGAUUCCCGCCCGGUGGAACAAUCUUCAACUACUACAUCGAUCCGGAAACGAAGAAGUUCAAUCCGUGGACUGACCUGGUUCCAAGCUUCGAACUAGACACCGACAUCCCACUCCAGUCGAUCCUCGUCCCGACCGCUGAAACCACCCGACUACGUUGGUUCAUGGACAUCCUGAUCGAAGCGAACCAUCCCGUUAUGCUGAUUGGUGGAGCUGGAUCCGGCAAGAGUGUCAUAACUACGGACAAACUCGUCAACCUGUCCUACAAAUACGCAGUCACGAACGUCCCCUUUAACUUUUACACCACAUCUGAGAUGCUUCAGCGUGUCCUUGAGAAGCCAUUGGAGAAAAAGGCAGGUCGCAACUUCGGCCCACCCGGCAACAAAACCAUGAUCUACUUCGUUGAUGACAUGAACAUGCCUGAAGUAGACACGUACGGAACCGUUCAACCGCACACCUUGAUCCGACAGUUCAUGGACUACCGGCACUGGUACGAUCGCACCAAGCUAACUCUCAAAGAAAUCCACAACUGUCAGUUCGUGUCCUGCAUGAAUCCCACAGCCGGAUCCUUCACCAUCGAUCCGCGUCUGCAGCGACACUUCUGCGUAUUUGCCGUGAGCUUCCCGUCGGGAGAUCCUCUUUAUCACAUCUACUACUCGAUUCUAUCACAGCACCUCGCCAAUCCCCUAAACAAAUUCUCCCUACCAACCCAGAAGAUAUGUGCCGCGUUGGUGUCCUGUGCCUUAAGCCUGCACCUUCGGAUGGGACAGAUCUUCCUCCCGACGGCCAUCAAGUUCCAUUACGUAUUCAACCUGCGUGAUCUGGCCAACAUCUUCCAGGGAAUGUUGUUCGCCAAUGGAGACACUUGUCCUGAACCCAACUACUUGAUACGACUGUGGGUUCACGAAGCAACCCGAGUGUACAGCGAUAAACUGGUCGACGAACGGGACAUUGACACCUUCCGGAAGAUUCGGUCCGAAGUGGUGAAGAAAUCGUUUGAAGAGUUUGACGAGAACAAGGUGUUUUCCAAUCCAAUCAUCUAUUGUCACUUUGCGGAUGGUUUGGUAGAUCCCAAGUACAUGCCCGUGGCCAGUUGGGAAAGCUUGAACAAGACUUUGGAGGAAGCGCAGAGCAAUUAUAAUGAUAUGAUCGGAGCCAUGAAUUUGGUGCUGUUUGAGGAUGCAAUGAGCCACGUCUGCCGAAUUAAUCGGAUCUUGGAAGGACCGAGAGGAAACGCUCUAUUGAUUGGAGUUGGAGGUUCAGGGAAACAAUCUCUAUCGCGAUUGGCUGCGUUCAUUUCCGGACUGGAAGUUUCACAAAUUCAACUGAGGAAAGGUUAUGGCAUUCCGGAUCUGAAGGCGGACUUGGCUGUAUUGUAUAUGAAGGCCGGAGUGAAGAAUGUACCGUGUAUGUUCCUGAUGACGGAUGCGCAGGUCGCAGAGGAGUCUUUCUUGGUGUUGAUCAACGAUCUUCUUGCAUCCGGAGAAAUUCCAGAACUGUUCCCUGAAGACGAAAUUGACAACAUUGUGAACGCUUUACGGAACGAGGUCAAGCAGUUGGGCAUAUUGGACACAAAGGAGAACUGUUGGAAGUACUUCAUCGAGAAGGUGCGGAAGUCGUUGAAGAUUGUGCUGUGCUUCUCACCGGUCGGAUCUACGCUAAGAGUUCGCGCAAGAAAGUUCCCUGCGUUGGUCAACUGCACUGCGAUCAAUUGGUUCCACGAAUGGCCCAAGACGGCACUUGAGUCAGUGUCCAAUAGAUUCCUCGCCGAGGUGGACGUUAUGCCGCGUGAUUUAGUCGAGCCGGUUGCCGUAUUCAUGGCAUACGUGCACGGAACUGUGAACGAGAUGUCACAAAUAUAUUUGCAGAACGAACGGCGAUACAACUACACAACUCCAAAGUCCUUCCUAGAAUUGAUUGCCCUGUAUUCCAAAUUCGUCAAAGAGAAACACACCGAGCUGAACGAUCGGGUCCAUCGACUCGAAAGCGGCAUCCUGAAACUGGCAGAAUGCGCAGAACAGGUCGACUCCCUGCAGGUUCAACUAGCCGAACAGGAAGUGGUUUUGAAAAAGAAGAAUCAGGCUGCCGAUAUACUCAUUAAGGACGUCGGUGCUAAGAAUGAGACUGUACAGAAAGAAAAGAACUUCGCAGCAGAAGAGGAGAAAAAGGUCCGAGUAAUUCAGGAGGAUGUCGGAGCUAAGAAAAAGAUUUGCGAGGAAGACUUGAGAAAGGCCGAACCUGCUCUGAUGGCUGCCCAGCAAGCUCUGGACACGCUGGAUAAGAACAAUCUCACUGAAUUGAAGUCUUUCGGAUCUCCUCCUGAGCAGGUCGUCAAAGUUUGCGCUGCUGUACUGGUUUUAUUCUCGCCAAGAGGUAAAAUUCCCAAAGACCGCAGUUGGAAAUCGUGCAAAAUGAUGAUGAACAAGGUCGAUGUAUUCUUGAACGAUCUUCUGUAUUACGAUAAGGAGCACAUUCAACCGGAUGUGAUUAAAGCGUUGCAGGAAUACCUCAAGGACCCGGAGUUCGAUCCGGAGAAGAUCAGGGCCAAGUCGGCUGCCGCAGCCGGACUGUGUGCCUGGGUCAUCAACAUCCACAAGUUCUAUCAGGUGUAUCUGGUGGUGGAGCCUAAGCAGCGGGCGCUGGACGAAGCGGAAGCCGAGCUGAAGGCCGCCCAAGAUAAACUGAUCGAUUUGACGGCGCGAAUCAACGAACUGGAGGACCAGCUCGGUGUGAUUCAAGCCGACUUCAACGAUGCCCUGGCCGAGAAGCAAAAGUGCCAGGACGAGGCGGACAAGACUGCCUUUACGAUCGACCUGGCGCACCGUCUGGUGAAUGGACUGGCGUCGGAGAAUGUGCGUUGGCGGGAAUCGAUAGCUCAGCUGAAGGGUCAAACGGUGACCCUGCCCGGUGACGUGCUAUUGAUUGCUUGCUUUAUCAGCUACGUCGGUUGUUUCACCAGGCGGUACCGGGUCGAGCUGCAGGAGAAGAUGUGGAUACCGACCUUCCGGCUAUCGAAGCCAGCGAUUCCGUUCACUGAAGGUGUCGACCCACUCAAUCUGAUUGUCGACGAUGCUGUGAUUGCCUCAUGGAACAAUGAAGGUCUUCCGUCAGAUCGUAUGUCCUCGGAAAACGCUGCUAUUCUAACCUAUUCAUCGCGAUGGCCGUUGAUGAUUGAUCCGCAAUUGCAAGGUAUCAAGUGGAUAAAGCAGAAGUACGGGAAUGAUCUAACCGUCCUCCGUCUUACCGCCAGAGGCUACCUGGACGUGAUCGAACGCUGCGUCGUCAACGGAAGCGUCCUGCUGAUAGAGAACAUCGGUGAAACCGUAGAUGCCGUACUCGAUCCUCUUCUAGGUCGAAUGCUAGUCAAGAAGGGCCGCUGCCUGCGAAUGGGCGAGAAAGAGAUCGACUACAACCCGAAAUUCCAGUUAAUCCUACAAACCAAACUCGCAAAUCCACACUACAAACCCGAAAUGCAAGCGCAGACUACGCUGAUCAACUUCACCGUGACACGCGACGGCUUGGAGGAGCAGCUAUUGGCAGAAGUCGUCAAGGCCGAGCGUCCCGAUCUGGAACAGCAAAAGGCAGACCUCACCAUGCAGCAGAACACCUUCAAAAUCACCCUCAAAAUGCUAGAAGAUGACUUGCUGAGUCGCCUGUCCUCUGCAGGAGAAAACGUCCUCGAGGACGCCAGCUUGGUCAUAAACCUGGAAAAGACCAAAAAGACAGCAGCCGAAGUCGAAGUUAAAGUACGCGAAGGCAAAAAGACUUCCGAAAUGAUCGACGUUGCUCGCGAGAGUUAUCGUCCGGCAGCAGAACGCGCGUCGAUCCUGUACUUCAUCCUCAACGAUCUGUACAAGAUCAAUCCGAUAUAUCAGUUCUCGUUGAAGGCAUUCACGACCGUGUUCAAGGAUGCCAUUGCGGGUACUCCGCCGGCUGAGAAGCUCAAAGAUCGGGUGUUCAAUCUGAUCGAUUCGAUCACGUUUGCUGUGCACAUGUACACGAGUCGCGGUUUGUUCGAGAAGGACAAACUAAUUUUCAUGGCCCAGAUGGCGAUUCAGAUCUUGUUGGUUGCAAAAGAGAUAGACCCAGCGGAAUUGGAUUUCCUGUUGAGGUUCCCGUAUACACCGAAUUUGACCUCACCGUUCGAAUUUCUGACCAAUGCUGGUUGGGGUGGCAUCAAGGCACUGUCCAACAUGGACGAAUUCAGAUCGUUGGAUAAGGAUAUUGAGGGUUCGGCAAAGAGGUGGAGGAAAUUGAUUGAGUCCGAGUGUCCAGAGAGGGAGAAAAUGCCGGGAGAGUGGAAGAAUAAGAACGCCUUGCAGAGGUUAUGCAUCAUGCGCUGCUUGAGACCGGAUCGAAUGACUUACGCCGUACGGGCAUUCGUCGAAGAGAAACUUGGUGCGAAAUACGUUGAGGCUCGCAUGGUAGAGUUCGACAAGUCAUUCAGAGAAACUAGUUCGUCUACACCGGUGUUCUUCAUCCUUUCGCCUGGCGUAGAUCCGUUGCAGGACGUUGAAAAACUUGGCAAAAAGAUGCGCUUCUCAACGGACCACGGCAAUUUCUACAACGUUUCGCUUGGCCAAGGUCAAGAAGUUGUCGCCGAGAAGGCCAUAGAUGACGCCUCUCGAGAAGGACAUUGGGUUAUUCUACAGAACAUCCAUCUGGUUGCUAAGUGGCUCCCCACGUUGGAGAAAAAGAUGGAAGCUACUCAGGAAGAUUCGAACGAGAAUUAUCGUCUCUUCAUCAGUGCCGAACCUGCGCCUUCUCCAGAAUACCACAUUAUUCCGCAGGGAAUAUUGGAAUCCGCUAUCAAGAUCACCAAUGAACCCCCUACUGGAAUGUUGGCCAACAUCCACAAAGCGCUGGACAACUUUAACCAAGAAACCCUGGAGAUGUGUGGCAAGGAAGCCGAAUUUAAGGCAAUCCUGUUUUCGCUCUGUUACUUCCAUGCUGUAGUGGCCGAGCGGAGAAAGUUCGGCCCUCAGGGAUGGAAUCGUGUCUAUCCGUUCAACGUCGGAGAUCUCACCAUCAGCGUUUACGUGCUCUACAACUACCUGGAAGCGAACAAUCGUGUCCCGUGGGAAGAUCUUCGAUAUCUCUUCGGCGAAAUUAUGUACGGCGGUCACAUCACCGACGAUUGGGACAGACGUCUCUGCCGGACAUAUUUGGAGGAACUCAUGCAACCCGAAUUGGUUGAUGGAGAUCUUAAUUUGUGCACCGGAUUCCCAGCUCCUCCAAAUCUCGACUACGCAGGAUAUCACAACUACAUUGAUGACAACCUACCCGUCGAAUCCCCAUACCUCUACGGACUUCAUCCCAAUGCAGAAAUCGGAUUCCUGACCACACUUUCGGAGCAACUGUUCAAAACCAUCUUCGAGUUGCAACCCAGAGAUUCAGGGGCUGCCAGUGGAUCGACCGUAAGUCGUGAAGAUGUGGUCAAAACCAUCAUUGAAGACUUCAGCGAUAAACUACCGGAAGAGUUCAACAUGGCUGAUCUGAUGGCUCGCGUCGAGGACCGAACACCGUUUGUGAUUGUCGCUUUCCAGGAGUGCGAACGAAUGAACAUUCUAGUGCGGGAGAUGAAGCGAUCCCUGCGAGAACUAAUGCUCGGUCUUAAAGGAGAACUUACUAUCACAUCCGACAUGGAAAACUUGGAAGCAUCGUUAUUUUUCGACGCCGUACCGGAAAAUUGGACCAAGCGGGCUUACCCGUCCAUGUUUGGACUACAAUCGUGGUUUGCCGAUUUGACCAUUCGUAUCAAGGAAUUGGAAUCUUGGUCCAACGACUUCAAUCUACCAUCGUCGGUAUGGCUGGCCGGGUUCUUCAAUCCGCAGAGUUUCCUGACGGCGAUUAUGCAACAGACGGCUCGCAAGAACGAGUGGCCGCUGGAUAAGAUGUGCCUUAGUUGUGAUGUUACCAAGAAGUUUAAGGAGGACAUUAGUGCACCUCCUCGCGAGGGAGCCUAUGUUAAUGGACUGUACAUGGAAGGGGCCCGGUGGGACCUAAAUAUCGGAUCGAUUGCCAGUUCCCAGUUGAAGGAACUGUUCCCGCAAAUGCCGGUCAUAUUCAUCAAGGCCAUUACGCAGGACAAACAGGAGACGAAGAAUAUUUACGAGUGUCCCGUUUACAAAACUCGAGAUCGAGGACCUACUUACGUUUGGACGUUCAACUUGAAGUCCAAGGAAAAUCCGGCUAAAUGGACGUUAGGAGGUGUUUGUUUGCUGCUUCAAGUCUAAUUUGGUAUGAAGAUAUGGUUUUUUGAUUACACUUGUGAUAGAUUAGAGCUGUGUGUUUUGCUGUGACGAACUGAAAAAAAUAUAUCUUAUUAAUUAAAGAAUAACAUUACUAUGCAGUUUACAUUGAAA
This is a messenger RNA of Aedes aegypti (yellow fever mosquito), 13985 nucleotides long. RefSeq names its product dynein beta chain, ciliary. Bases 153 to 13856 code for a protein of 4567 amino acids. Gene Ontology annotation, molecular function: ATP binding; minus-end-directed microtubule motor activity; dynein intermediate chain binding. The record is from RefSeq and is a predicted model, not a curated record. Gene Ontology annotation, cellular component: dynein complex. NCBI's taxonomy places the organism in Eukaryota, Metazoa, Arthropoda, Insecta, Diptera, Culicidae. Gene Ontology annotation, biological process: microtubule-based movement. The transcript has 21 exons.